Molecule: messenger RNA, 1272 nt
Organism: Naumovozyma dairenensis CBS 421
Lineage: Eukaryota; Fungi; Ascomycota; Saccharomycetes; Saccharomycetales; Saccharomycetaceae
Exons: 1
Coding region: 1-1272 (423 amino acids)
Source: RefSeq, a predicted model, not a curated record
AUGAAAAUACACUCUAUCUUAUCAUAUAUCAUCUUACUGCCCUUGAGUCAGGCUCUCGAAAUUACCCACGAUGUCUUACAAACAGGUUCAAUCACAUAUAAUGAACCGAUUACAAUCGAUACAGAUAAAUCAUUGAAAGUUACAUCAGGAACCAAUGUCAACUUUAUGGGCUCCUUGAAUGUAGAUGGUAACCUUUGCGUUUCAUCAAAUUAUAUUAAUGUCACUGGAUCUAUUACGAACUCUCACAACAUCUAUCUCUACAACCCUGGGAGGUAUAGCCAUACUAGCGGGACCAACAUAGCUGUGAAGUCAAUCUUAAACGAAAAGGAGGGGCUUUUGACUGUACAAAGUGGUGCAUAUCUAGUCAAUGAACUGUUUGGGGCCUCAGACAGUUUUAUCAAUGAAGGUAUUAUAAAUAUCCCGUCAUUUUUCCCAAAUUUAAGUAUAUAUGGGCCAGAAUCCGGUAUUGAAAAUACGGGAACGAUUGUUUUAGGUAAUACUAACGCUACGUUUUCAAAUUCAGUUACGGGUGGAGGUUGUAUCUCAAAUCUUAACGAUGCAGUUUAUCUUGACUCGACGAAGGAAAUAGACCAAACGUUUUGGAAUUCAGGUGGAAUGGAGAUCCAUGUCAUUCGUGGUUCAUAUGCAAAACCUUUAGUAUUUCGAGGAUUUAGUAAAGGAGCAUCGAUCGGCUAUGCCGUAUCGAGCCAAACAAAAACACUGAGUUGGAAUUAUGAUCCUACAAAUGGUUCCAUGGUCAUCAAUACAAGCUCCUCUGGUGCCUCAUCAGAUAUAAUUAAUAUAGAUUUGGGUCCAGGUUAUAAUUCAUCACUGUUUACUAUCACUAUAGACUCGGUAGGAAUUCCUGGGGUUAGCGGUGUGACGCAACGUUAUCUGACAGUUAGAUAUAAAGGGGUAUCGCCGGAAACUACACCUCCUUCUGAAUGUAGAUUACCAAGUAGUUUGGAUUAUGGUCAGUGCUCAGUUCUUCACCUUUCUAGUUCCUCGUCUCACCUGCCAUCAUCUUCUUCUUCAUCAAUUAGAGCUACUCAAAUUUCAUCUAGUCUAAAGUCUACCCAAGCGUCUUUAAAUGGCCAUGAAACAAGCUCGAGAUGUAUUAUCACAAAUACAAGAACUAAAUUUCAAAAUACAAUCUCCACGACCCAUCGGGAAUACGUUACUGGGACUGAUUUAACCCCAAUCACCCUUUCUUCUAAAGUAGUAACAUAUUUUAUUGCUGGAAAUCAAACCCAGAAAAUGUCGAGUAGUUAA